GUUACAAUUGCGUCACAAAAAAAAUUCUUCUCUUCAUCUCGCACACCACUUUCAACUCUAUAUCCUACCGAGAAAACUCUGAGAAAAUUGGAUAUUGAGGACUGAUGCCUACACGGCUUCCUAAAGAGUUAACAAUGACACGUCUCGCUUCAAAGCGUCACUGUCUUCGAACUCACAAUGCCUUCCAUUCAUUCAGCCUGGACAACAGGUUACUGCCAAGUUCAAGGUCGCAAUCCUUGUCAUAUUAUCGCCAGCUGUCAGCUUGUUCUUCGCGAAAGUCAUCAAAUCAUUCAGAUAUUUUGAUGCCUUCACCGGUUUAUCCUCAUCGCCCGUAUACGUUUCAUAUAGCCACCAGCUGGGCAGGAAAACCAUCCACGGGUGAUGAUAGAGUCACCGAUGACCAGCCUUUCCCGCCCGAGAGUCCAAUAGGGCGUUGGCGAGAAGAAAUGCUUGACAGAGACAUUGGUCUAAAGAAGAAACGUAGAGGCAAAGACUGGGUUCAGGAUGCGGGAGAGGACUUUUUCUAUGUACAGGAGAUGCGAAAUGGAUCGGGUGCAGCGUUUGGUCUCGCAGACGGGGUUGGAGGGUGGAUAGAAAACGGAAUCAAUCCUGCAUUAUUCUCGCAAUCCUUAAUGUAUCACGCACAUCGAUAUUCACGAAAUGCUUGGGCCGGAGAACCAGAGAUUGAUCCGACACUCGACUAUGAGGAACGGGAACAAGUAGAAGGAUGGGAACUCACUCCAUACCACUGUUUAGAUCUGGCGCUAGGUGGCGUUCUCCGAGAAAGAUAUGUCCAGGCCGGUUCAAGUACGGCUUGUUUACUGACACUCAACUCCUCCUCUGGAUUAUUGCGUUCCGCAAAUUUAGGCGAUAGUGGCUACUCUAUAAUACGGUCGUCAAACGUGAUCUACAAAGAGAAAGUACAGACCCAUUUCUUCAAUUGCCCAAAGCAGUUAACGAAGCUUCCUGCAAACCCUGGUCGCAAAUUCGCUCGGGUCUGUAUAGACUCACCCAAAGAAGCUAACACACAUUCGAUUAACCUACGCGACGGCGACCUUGUUGUCGCCUAUACCGAUGGUUUCUCCGACAAUGUUUUCCCAUCGGAAAUGCUAUCAAUAUGCUCUCUAGUAGGACGAAAAGAUGCCACGGAGGAUGAGCAAGUGCAGAGUAUGGCCGACAACCUGAUUUUAUAUGCACGGCAGUGCAUGAUGGAUAGGCAGAGAAUCAGUCCUUUCGAGAGGGAAGCUGCCAGAGAAGGGAUGUUCUUCCGCGGAGGUAAAAUCGACGAUGUGACCGUCGUUGUUGCACUCGUGCGGGAGACCUCGUAGACAUGCAGGUAUAAUAUCAAUAAUUAAUUGAGACUAUCGAUUCGCGACCCCCUAGACGUUCUUCCCUUUACUGACCUUUGCGGAUGGGACACCUGUAGACCUCUAUGUACAUUAACCGCCUUCGCGGUAGUGGCAUAUAUAAGUAAUCCUAAGCCUUAUGAUAAUCGUGCCAGAGAAGUUGAGUAAAUAUUACAAUUUAUAUUGCGAAUAA
Molecule: messenger RNA, 1539 nt
Organism: Lentinula edodes (shiitake mushroom)
Lineage: Eukaryota; Fungi; Basidiomycota; Agaricomycetes; Agaricales; Omphalotaceae
Product: protein serine/threonine phosphatase 2C
Exons: 10
Coding region: 105-1328 (407 amino acids)
Source: RefSeq, a predicted model, not a curated record